Messenger RNA from Gekko japonicus, 6477 nucleotides. RefSeq names its product SET binding factor 1 (gene SBF1). NCBI's taxonomy places the organism in Eukaryota, Metazoa, Chordata, Lepidosauria, Squamata, Gekkonidae. The coding region runs from base 1 to 5295 and encodes 1764 amino acids. The record is from RefSeq and is a predicted model, not a curated record. The transcript is spliced from 39 exons.
AUGGUGGCGGCGGCGGCAGGACCACCCUCAGAGAACUACGGUCUCUGGUUCUUCCUGGCAGAGACAGGAAGGAUUCUGCCUGUGGGCUUGGCCAGACUACUGGAAGCUUCCUACUUUGCCUGGCAUUACGAAGGUAGACCUGGGAGUGGGGACGGCCAAGGGCAGAUACUCCAGCGCUUUCCAGAGAAGGACUGGGAGGACAACCCUUUCCCUCAGGGCAUUGAGCUGUUCUGCCAGCCGAGUGGGUGGCAGCUCUUCGGCGAGAGACACCCCCCAACCUUCUUCAUUGCUGUCCUGACAGACAUCAACUCGGAGAGGCAUUACUGCGCCUGCUUCACGUUCUGGGAGGCGGUUGAGAGCGCCCAGAACCGUUUGAAGAAUGAGGAGGAGGAGGAGGAGGAGGUGGCAGCUCUCAUUCCGCCCGCUCAGCUUUUUGCCCCCAAAAGCUUGGUGCUUGUCUCUCGAUUGGACCAUGCCGACGUCUUCCGGAACUGCCUGGGGCUGAUCUACACCAUCUACGUGGAUGGGCUGAGCACGUCCUUGGAGACCGUCAUUGGGAGCCUCUUGACCUGCACCAUCCCCAUCACGGGGGGUACCCAGAGGACCAUCUCUCUGGGUGCAGGCGACAGGCAAGUGAUCCAGACGCCCAUCACCGACUCCCUGCCAGUCAGCAACUGCAGCGUGGCCCUUCUCUUCCGGCAACUUGGGAUCACCAACGUGCUCUGCCUCUUCUGUGCCGCUCUGACGGAGCACAAGAUCCUCUUCCUGUCCAGCAGCUACCAGAGGCUGACGGAGGCCUGCAGGGGCCUGCUGUCCCUCAUGUUCCCCCUGAAGUACAGCUUUACGUAUGUUCCCAUCCUGCCGGCUCAGCUCCUUGAGGUUCUCAGCACACCCACCCCUUUCAUCAUCGGCGUCAGCUCGGCCUUUCAGUCCGAGACACAGGAACUGUUGGACGUGAUUGUUGCAGACCUGGAUGGUGGGACGGUCACAGUCCCUGAGUGCAUUCACAUCUCCCUGCUGCCUGAGCCGCUUCUCCAUCAGACACGAGAGGCCCUCUCCAUGGUCUUGGACCCCGAGCUGGAGAUUGCAGACCUGGCCUUCCCCCCCUCCACCAUCUCCGCUUCCUCCCUCAAGAUGCAGGACAAGGAGAUCCGGGCUGUUUUCCUGCGCUUGUUUGCGCAGCUGCUUCAAGGCUACCGCUGGUGCCUGCACAUCAUCCGCAUUCAUCCGGAGCCCGUCAUCCGUUUUCACAAGGCAGCCUUCCUCGGGCAGAGGGGACUUGUAGAAGACGACUUCCUCCCCAAGGUGCUGGAGGGCAUGGCGUUUGCCGGCUUUGUGACCGAGCGAGGCCCCCCGUACCGGGCCACCGACCUCUUUGACGAGCUGGUGGCGAACGAAGCCAAGCGGAUGCAGGCAGAGGCAGGGAGUCGGGUUCGGGUCCUGCGCCACGUCAAGGAGCUGGCAGAGCAGCUGUACAAGAAUGAGAACCCGUACCCUGCCGUGACGAUGCACAAAGUGCAGAAGCCUGCCGAGGGCUGCCACCACUUGCGCCUGCACCAGAGGCCUUUCCCUCGUCUGGAUGAGGGGACCAUCCAGUGGAUCAUUGACCAGGCCACAGCCAAACUCCAGACGGCGCCCCCGGCAGUGAAAGCAGAGAAGAAGGGCAUGGUGCCAUCUGGGCCUCCUCUUGGUGCCAUCACGGAGCGCAAUGGCGUCGUCUUGGCCAACAGUGCCCGUCGGCUGGAGGUAGUGAGGAACUGCAUCACUUACGUCUUUGAGAGCAAGAUGCUGGAGGCCAAAAAGCUUCUCCCUGCUGUGUUGCGAGCCAUGAAGAGCCGGGCGGCCCGGCAGUGUCUGACUCAGGAGCUGAACCUGCACGUGCAGCAGAACCGGGCGGUGCUGGACCAUCAGCAGUUUGACUUCAUUGUCCGCAUGAUGAACUGCUGCUUACAGGACUGCAGUGCUGCAGAUGAACACGGGAUUGCUGCAACGCUUCUGCCACUGGUCACUGCUUUCUGCCGCAAACUCAGCCCAGGGAUCACACAGUUUGCCUACAGCUGCGUGCAGGAGCACCUGGUGUGGACCAAUAUCCAGUUCUGGGAAGCCAUGUUCUACUGUGACGUGCAGAACCACAUCCGGGCUCUGUACCUGGAGGGCACGGCGGAGGAUGGCGUGCAGAAGAAGGAGCAGUCGGCGCUGGAGAUCGCGGCGGAGCAGUGCUGCCACUGGCCGACCCUCAGCCGCGAGAAGCAGCAAGAGCUGAUCCAGAAGGAGGAGAGCACGGUCUUCAGCCAGGCCAUCCAUUACGCCAACCGCAUGAGCUACCUGUUGCUGCCCCUGGACACCAGCAAGAGUCGGCUGCUGCGGGGCUCGGGCCUGGCCGAUGCCGAGAGCGUCAGCAACAGCUUCAUCACCAACAGUAUUGCCGGCAGCGUGGCUGACAGCUAUGACACGGAGAGUGGCUUCGAGGAGGCCGAGAGCUCCGACGUGGCCAACUACGUGGUGCGAUUCAUCAACCGCUUUGUGGACAAGGUCUGCACAGAGAGCGGCGUCACCAACGAGCAUCUCAAGGGGCUGCACGUCAUGAUCCCAGGCAGGUCCCUGGGCGGGGCUCCCAAGCUCCUCCGGCCGAGCUUGCUGAUCGGGGAAGAGAGCGUGAUGGAGGGCCUCCGUGUGUACCUCAUGCCCGACGGGAGGGAAGAAGCGGCCGGGGGGAGCACGGGGGGCCCGGCCCUGCUCCCUGCCGAAGGAGCCAUCUUCCUCACCACCUACCGCCUCAUCUUCAGAGGCACCCCAACGGAUCCGCUAGCUGGGGAGCAGGUGGUGGUCCGCUCCUUCCCCGUGGCUUCCCUGACCAAGGAGGAGAAGAUCACGGUCCAGGCCCAGGUGGACCAGUUCAUCCAGGAGGGCUGCGCUCAGCUCCAGCUGCGCUCCUGUACAUUCCAGCUGCUGCGCAUUGCCUUUGAUGAGGAGGUGGCCUCGGAGAGUGCGGAGAUCUUUAGGAAACACCUGAGCAAACUGCGCUACCCGCAGCACGUCUCUGACACCUUUGCUUUCACGGCAGGCCAGGUGGCCAAGCCGGUGGUGCAGCCCAAGGCCAAGGAGAAGAACCCGUCGCUCAGGGCCAUCUCCAAGAUCCUGGUGAAGAACGCAAAGAAGACCAUUGGCCGUCAGUACGUAACCCGCAAGAAGUACACCCCCCCUCCAUGGGAGCAGCGCGGCACCCAGCAGCACUUCCCGGAGGACCCGGAGGACGAGAUCUCGGUGUCGGAAGAAGUGGAAAGAAGCACCUUGACGCCCUCCACCACCACCAUCAGGCCCUCGGACAAGAUGACCAUGAGCCACCUGGUGGAGCGGGCCUGCUGCAGGGACUACCAGCGCCUGGGCUUGGGCACGCUGAGCAACAGCCUCACCCGCUCCAAGAACGAGCCCUUCCGCAUCUCCACGGUCAACCGGAUGUACGCCGUCUGCCGGAGCAAAGGGAUGGGGCGCUUUCCUCCACCCGACGUGGACUGGGGAGGGGGGGGGCUUCAGCCUGGGCCGCCCACCCCGGAGAAGCAGCCUCCAGAUUCUUCCGAGAAGCGGCAGCCCAAGCUGGGAUCCCUUAUGAAGCAGGUGAUGGGAGGGAAGGACGAAGGGCCCGGCACUCUUAGCCGCGGAGGUGAGAAGCGUUUGGCCACGGUGCCGGGAGUGAAGCCGGACCCGUUGCAGCACUGGGAGGUGGUGCCCAUCGAGGUUUUUGAGGCGCGGCAGGUCAAGACCAGCUUCAAGAAGCUCAUGAAGGCCUGCGUGCCCGGCAGCCCGGCGGCAGAGCCCGGCGUGACCUACCUGCGCUCCCUGGAGGAGUCGGAGUGGCUGGUGCAGAUCCACAAGAUCCUGCAGAUCUCCGUGCUUGUGGUGGAGCUGCUGCAGACGGGCUCCUCGGUGCUGGUCAGCCUGGAGGACGGCUGGGACAUCACAACCCAGGUGGUGUCUCUCGUGCAGCUGCUGUCGGACCCGUACUACCGCACCAUGGAGGGGUUCCGGCUUCUGACUGAGAAGGAGUGGCUGUCCUUUGGGCACCGGUUCAGCCAUCGAGGGGCGCAGACCUUGGCUAGCCAGAGCAGCGGCUUCACGCCCAUCUUCCUCCAGUUCCUGGACUGUGUCCACCAGAUCCACCUGCAGUUCCCCCUGGAGUUUGAGUUCAGCCAGUACUACCUGAAGUUUCUCGGCUACCACGCCGCGUCCGCUCGUUUCCGCACUUUCCUGCUGGACUCUGACUACGAGCGACUAGAGCUGGGCCUCCUGUAUGAAGAGAAGGGGGAGCGGAAAGGGUCCCCCCAGCUCUUCAGGUCCGUCUGGGACUACAUCGACCGCCUGAACAAGAAGACUCCGGUCUUCUUCAACUACAUGUAUGCCCCCGAGGACGGGGAGGUGCUCCGUCCGUACAGCAACAUCUCCAACCUCAAGGUGUGGGACUACUACACACGGGAGACCCUGUCCGAGGGCCCCUCGUACGACUGGGAGCUGGUGCAGGGCCUGGCGGAGCCCAGCGAGGAGGCCGGGCAGCAGGACACCAGCGCCCCGCAGAGCAGGCGCAAGAUUGUCUGGCCCUGCUACGACAACUGCAGCCGCCUGGAGCCCGACGCCAUCUCUCAGCUGCUGGAGGAGCUCCAGAACCUGGAGAUGGAGCUGGGGCAGGUUCCGGAACGUUGGAAAGAUACAUGGGACAAAGUGAAGGCCUUCCAGCGGUCAGAGGCCCAGGCAGACUCUAGCAGCCGGGUAGCGGCUGGCUCCCUGCUGAUGGCCUCCAGCCUGCCACACCAGCGGCGCUCCCUGGGCGUCUACCUGCAGGAGAGCGGCGUCAGCUCCACCAUCAACCUCAGCCUGGACAGCGACACCAGCAGCACAUCCACCCCGUCCAGUGGGAAGCAGGGGGGCCGCAGAAGCACCAGCACCCUCUACAGCCAGUUCCAGACGGCAGAGAGCGAGAACCGGUCAUACGAGGGAUCGCUUUACAAAAAAGGAGCCUUCAUGAAGCCUUGGAAGCCACGGUGGUUUGUGCUGGAUAAAACCAAGCACCAGCUGCGGUACUACGAUAGCCGUCUGGACACGGAGUGCAAAGGAGUCAUUGACCUGGCGGAGGUGGAGUCCAUCGCGCCAGGCACUCCCACCAUGGGAGCGCCGAAAAUGGUGGAUGAAAAGGCCUUCUUCGAUCUGAAGACGACAAAGCGUGUUUACAAUUUCUGCGCCCAGGAUGUGCAGCUGGCCCAGCAGUGGAUCGACCGCAUCCAGAGCUGCUUGUCUGACGCCUGAGCGUGUCCUGUUGUUGCCCAUCCGGGCCUCAGCAAGUGACGGAGUCUGGACAAGGCGAACGGAGGGUCCACGCAGGAAGGAGAGGCCCCUCUGUCUCUGUGGCCCCGCCCGGGCUGCUCUUCCUGCCGGGUCGGUGUGUGACACCGGGGUCGGCACAGGCUGGGGGGGGGAGCAAAGCAGCAGGAAGCGCAAGUGGAGGAGUCUCCGCCGCCCCACCCCCCAGUACUGCCCUAGAGAUCUCGGCUUCCACACUUUCCGGGGGGGGCAGAUUAUGGUGAGGAGGCCCUUCUUCUGCCUCCUGGAGCUCGCUGGCAUGUUCGCUGGGAGGGCCCGCCGCUGCUCUGGCAGGGAAGGAGGAAGGGGCCAGGUGCUCAGCCACUGCGCUGCUGAGGAAGGAUGGCAGCCUGAACAGUAUUCGAGUCCUGGAGCCCUUGGGCCUUGUGCGUGGCAGCACCAGGGCCGGGGUCCGUGGCUCCUGGCACUGGUUCUCGGGGGAGGAGACUGCCCUCGCCAGUGCACGAGUGGCAUGUGGGCUCCGGCAUUCUGGAUCUCUGGUCUGCUGCCGGCUGUGUGGAAAUGGGUCUGGGGUGGGGGUCCGGGGUUGGCAGCCUUGGGUUGGCCGGCCCCUGGAUGAUGGUGCCACUUCUCCUCGGCUGCUCACACGCCCCGGAGCCUUCAGUAGCGUCCCCGCAGGCAGGCAGGCAGGCAGACCUCUGUCUCUCUGGUGUCCUGCUGGCCACUGAAUGCAGCUGGUGACCCCGUGACAGCUUCCCUCCCUCCCUCCCUCCCGGUAUCGUAUGUUCCCAUCCCAAAGAAAAUCAUGUUGCUGCCUCUCCUCAUGGGUUGCGGAGCACCCUUCCUCCACGUGUGUCUGCUGGGUUGGUUUGGCAGAGGCAGUACGAUCUCCCCUCCCAGAGGAAUGUUUUAUCCGAAGCCUUGUACAUACUCUUCUGCCUAGUGCCCCACCUCCCCUUUUCCCUACUUUUUAAAUUUGUACAAUAAAGGCUGAGGCGAGGUAGUGCAGGCUGUUGUGAAAUGGAGGGUUUUGUAACUUACCUGAGCGGUUGUAGAUUAUUGAAGUUUCUGUACAUUGUGUCAAACCUACAGAGUCCUUGUAUUGUAUUGUGCCUAGAGGAAAAAAUAUAUGAAGAGGAAAAAAACUUAAUUCAAUUUAAUAAAAAA